UUUGCUCUGAGGACAGUUGGUUUGUGCUCAUGAAGAUGGAGAGCUGUCUGUUCAUCCUCAUGCUCUCAUCCCUGCUCAUGUCCACCACAGCCAACAGUGAUGUGAGGCUGGUGAAUGGAAACAGUCCCUGUGAGGGAAGAGUGGAGGUUCGUCAUGAAGGACAGUGGGGAACUGUGUGUAGCUGGGGCUGGGAUAUAACGGAUGCCUCAGUGGUGUGUAGACAGAUCAUGUUCUGUGGAGAUGCUGUAUCAGCACCGCAAUACGGUCACUUCGGAGCAGGAACAGGAAAGAUCUGGUUGUCCUACGUGGACUGUGGAGGUUCAGAAUCUACACUGAAGGACUGUGGACAUGACGGAUGGGGUACUGUUUAUGGCUGCGGACAUUCUGAAGACGCUGGAGUCAUCUGCUCAGGUUUAGCUGUACGCCUGGCAGGGGGACCUCACCCGUGUUCUGGGAGACUAGAAUUCCAUCAUAAAGAUUCAUGGUACACAGUGUGUGACCCUGACUUUGACCUCCAGGACGCAAAGGUUGUGUGUCGACAGCUGGGCUGUGGGACACCUGUACAGGUGCAGGGAGCAGCAGUUUUUGGUAAAGGGGACGACCGGGUGUGGAAGAACAAGGUUGAGUGCGGAGGUGAUGAACGUGACUUUGGUCAGUGUGUGAGAUCAUCCACAAAGGACACAAAGUGCACUCAUGACACUGAUGUGGGACUGGAGUGUUUUUGGUACACAAACGGCAGACUGGUGGACGGCCCAGACUCCUGCUCCGGGAGGGUGGAGUUACAGUACCUCACUGAGUGGGGCACAGUGUGUGAUGCAUCCUGGGAUCUGAGAGCAGCCAAUGUCCUCUGUCAGCAGCUGGGCUGUGGGAGCGCUGUGGCAGUGCCAGGACAGGCCUGGUUUGGAGAGGGCAGUGGCCCCAUCUGGACUGAUGUGUUUGAGUGUCAGGGGAAGGAGACACACCUGUCCCAAUGUGUUGUUUCUUCAUGGAACCGAGUUCCAUGCUCUCAUGAACACGAUGCGGGAGUCAUCUGUACUGGAUCAUCUCUCUCAACCCUCAAUGGGAUGGUCAGACUGUCUGGAGAAGGUGGCUGUGGGGGUCAGUUGGAGGUUCACUACCAGCACACGUGGAGCAAAGUUCUCCUGGACUCCUGGAGCAUCAGGGAGGCUUCUGUGGUCUGCAGACACUCCCUGUCUGGGACAAGGGACACUGAUGUGUGUCUUACAGGGUAUCAGUGCUCUGGGACUGAGUCUCACCUGGUCAACUGCAGUGCUCCACAAACACUCAGCUGCACUUCCAGCUCACAUGUGUCCAUAGUGUGUUCCAAACACAAGUCCCUGAGGCUGGUGGGUGAUGAGGGCGGCUGUGCAGGGAGGCUGGAAGUGUUCCAUCAGGGCUCCUGGGGGAUAGUGUGUGAUGACUCCUGGGACCUGAAUGAUGCUCAGGUGGUGUGCAGACAGCUCCAGUGUGGCACGGCUCUCCGCUCCACCUCUUUUGGGCCAGGAAAUGGGUCCGUCUGGCUGGGUGAAGUGCGCUGUGUUGGGAACGAGUCGGCCCUGUGGGACUGUCUGACUGCACAGCCGGGGCAACCUGACUGCGUUCACAAGGAGGAUGUGGGAGUGGUGUGUUCAGAGUACAAAGACUUGAGACUGGCUGAAGGCUGUUCUGGCCAGUUGGAGGUUUACUAUAAUGACACCUGGGGAAAUGUGUGUUUCAAUCAGAUGGACACAAACACAGCAAGUCUAAUAUGUCAGCAGCUCAACUGUGGGAAGAGCGGGACUGUUUCUAAUACAGAAUCUCGACUGAAAGGAGCUCCAAACUGGCUGGAUAUGGUCAAAUGUCGCCCACAUGACUCCACACUGUGGCAGUGUCCAUCCUCUCCCUGGGGACAGAAUAAAUGUGAUGAAGAUGAAGUGGCCCUUAUUACCUGUGAACGUACAUGACCUUAAACGCAUAACAAUUUUCUUUGUUUGUGAAUUGCUCUUAUUACUUUUUUAUAGUUACUUUUAUUCAUGCUAAGAAUACAACUCAUCCAGCAUUUCUUGUAGGUAUUCAGGAAUAAAAUGCAUUUCUAAUGGUUGGAUUUUGUUAGUUAUUUGUAGUCCAAUACAAAUGAUAUUGAUAUUAUGAUUUUUGGCCUUUUCAAAACAUUUGAAAAGACACUGUCAUUUAGCAGAUGCUUUUGUCCAAAGCGA
Scleropages formosus (Asian bonytongue) is the source of this 2195-nucleotide messenger RNA. RefSeq names its product scavenger receptor cysteine-rich type 1 protein M130-like. The record is from RefSeq and is a predicted model, not a curated record. The transcript is spliced from 8 exons. Gene Ontology annotation, cellular component: plasma membrane. Gene Ontology annotation, molecular function: serine-type endopeptidase activity. Bases 30 to 1943 code for a protein of 637 amino acids. NCBI's taxonomy places the organism in Eukaryota, Metazoa, Chordata, Actinopteri, Osteoglossiformes, Osteoglossidae. Gene Ontology annotation, biological process: zymogen activation.